AUCUUAGUGGAUUCAUGGUAACUGCGAAGCAAAAAAAGUCCAACAAAGAAAAUGCUCUCCUCCACAUAUAGGAGAGUUGAAGUCCACUUUCUUCCAUUGUCUCCGACUUCGAGGUUUUUCUCCAGCUAGCUUGGACAACUAUUAAGAAGAUUCAUGACUUUUUGCUCAUCUUGUUGGCCAAAGAACGCCCAAAUAAUCAUCUGCUGAUAUGGGUGUUUGCUUUGGAGCUCUCUCUCGUGAACCUCAUCCUGCCCCCGAGUCAACAACCACUCCAGUGGCACCAAGUAACGACAGCAAGAACAUAGGAUCGUCGGCAUCGGCAACAAGCAGCAGCAGCACCGGGAAGAGUCAAUUUUCAGAGGGAGCUGGUGUAAGCGUGGACGAGGUAUACCCUGAUGGGGAAAUCUUGGAGACACCCAACUUGAAAGAAUUCAGCUUUGCGGAUUUGAAGACUGCCACUAGGAAUUUCAAGACGGAUAGUUUGUUGGGUGAGGGAGGGUUUGGGAAAGUUUUCAAGGGUUGGAUGGAUGAGAAGACGCUUACACCUUCUAAGGUCGGCACUGGAAUGGUAGUUGCCAUCAAGAAAUUGAACCCAGAAAGUGUGCAAGGUUUCCAAGAGUGGCAGUCAGAAGUAAAUUUUUUAGGAAGGCUAUCUCAUCCCAACUUGGUGAGGCUUUUGGGAUACUGUUGGGAGGAUAAAGAGCUGCUCCUUGUGUACGAGUACCUGCAGAGGGGAAGCUUGGAGAAUCAUCUUUUUCGAAGGAAUCCAAACAUUGAACCGCUUUCUUGGGACAUACGACUGAAAAUAGCUAUUGGAGCAGCUCGUGGCCUGGCUUUCUUGCACACUUCAGAAAAGAAAGUCAUAUACAGAGAUUUUAAGGCCUCAAAUAUACUGCUUGAUGGGAUGUACAAUGCAAAAAUCUCAGAUUUUGGGUUGGCAAAAUUGGGGCCUUCUGGUGGUGACACACAUGUGACAACCAGGGUUAUGGGCACAUAUGGUUACGCUGCCCCGGAAUAUAUUGCAACAGGUCAUUUGUACGUGAAGAGUGAUGUGUAUGGCUUUGGCGUAGUGCUGCUUGAACUGCUAACAGGCCUUCGGGCACUUGAUACAAAAAGGCCUAACGGACAGCAAACUCUGGUGGAGUGGCGUAAGCCAUGUCUUUCUAGCAAGGCAAAGCUGAAAACCAUCAUGGACACGCGGAUGGAGGGCCAGUAUUCAUCCAAGGCUGCGAUGGAGGCAGCGAAACUGACUCUAAAAUGCCUAGCGUUUGAUCCUAAAAGCCGACCUUCCAUGAAAGAAGUUGUGGAGGUAUUGGAAGGGAUUGAAGCAAUGAAUAAGCAAAAACCAAAAGAAUCCAAAAUAAAAUCUGCUACUACAGCUCAUCGCCAUCGCCAUGGCCAACAACCUACUCAUCAUCGUUCUCCAUUUCACACCGGGCACCAUGCUGCUGAGUGCUGACAUUUGAAGUAAUCUGGUUUGAUUUGUUCGAUUCAUUUUUGUUUAAUUUUUUUUUUUUUUUUUUUUUUUUGUCUACGUAUCUCUUUGGAUUCAUUACAAAUUUUGUUGUUGUCCCUCACCAUUUCUGCUCAAUGGGAUGAGUGCGUUGUAAUAGUCCAAUGUAAUCAUGAAUAGAGUGAAAAAUGUCCUAGCUAGGGUAUUUUAACUGGUUUUUCAAUUAUUUUUAUUCUGCUUAA
Molecule: messenger RNA, 1695 nt
Organism: Alnus glutinosa
Lineage: Eukaryota; Viridiplantae; Streptophyta; Magnoliopsida; Fagales; Betulaceae
Product: probable serine/threonine-protein kinase PIX13
Exons: 6
Coding region: 209-1459 (416 amino acids)
Biological process (GO): protein phosphorylation
Molecular function (GO): ATP binding; protein kinase activity
Source: RefSeq, a predicted model, not a curated record